Messenger RNA from Athalia rosae (coleseed sawfly), 3977 nucleotides. It is a transcript of the gene Lnk, whose product is annotated as SH2B adapter protein 1. Gene Ontology annotation, biological process: intracellular signal transduction. Lineage: Eukaryota; Metazoa; Arthropoda; Insecta; Hymenoptera; Athaliidae. Gene Ontology annotation, molecular function: transmembrane receptor protein tyrosine kinase adaptor activity. The record is from RefSeq and is a predicted model, not a curated record. The coding region runs from base 290 to 1993 and encodes 567 amino acids. Gene Ontology annotation, cellular component: plasma membrane. The transcript is spliced from 4 exons.
GGUAGAAGGAGAUAGCGGCAGCGGCGGAAGUGGAGGCUGGUGGCUGAGCCUCUUCGAGCAAGAGGAGAGGUUAUCACGCGAGCCCCCUCACUGUGAUUGAUCCUCGUAAACAGGUGCAUUUCGAUUGAACGUUGAUUAGUCGGCAUUAUUAGGAAGUUACGCGCGUCGAAUGUGAAUAACGUACGCUACAAUGAUAGCGAUUAUUUCAUCGAGUAGAUAGUACCGAUUGUGGUUAUUCGCUAAAAAUAACUGACUAUCUUAAGUGUGUUUAGUUUGUCCUUUUAAAAUAAUGAGUGUUCACAACAACGCUGAGGGUGCGGACGACUGGGCAGAGUUUUGUGACAGGCACGCCCGAGCUGCGGCAUCCGAUUUUGCGAAAGCUUUUUGCACCUACGUUAAUCUGAACCUCCCAGAAAGCGCGAGGGCCACGUUAUCGCAUCGCGAUUUUUUACGAAAGUUUGUCGACACAUUCUGUGAACACUUUGAGACAGAAUUUUUGCGCCGUAGUACAAGGUCGCCGUCUUUUUACGACACAAGGCAGGCUUCUGUGAAUGACGGCGACGCCAACGCUUCUAAUAAUCAAAACAACAGACCGCCGGUCCGAGCAUCGUCGCACGAAGAGUUUAGCGAUUACUCUGAACAGGAUGGCGAAGCCGUUUCCCCGAAACCCGUGCACAAACCCUUCUUUCGGAGACUCUCUUUUAAGGGUCUUAAAAAGGGGAAGGGAUUCUUUCACAAGCAGCAAAGCGACGAAGUAGAGUUAUCGCACAGUGAGCACCGCCGUGACAAGCAUUCUAAGGCUAAGCUCUCCAAGAUAGUCGUUGAAUGCAGGAAAGAGGGAAUCGUCAAUUGUCUCAUGGGGGAAAACAUUGAUGGUACCCAAAAGUGGGAAAAAUGUCGAUUGGCCCUGGUGAAAGCUAUAGGCGGUUACAUGUUGGAAUUCUACUCUCCCCCUAAGGCGGUAAAGCCACGGAGUGGAGUAUUUUGUUUCAGGAUUACAGAAGCAAGGGAAACAACUGCUCUAGAAAUGCCUGAUCACGAGAAUACUUUUGUUCUUAAGGCUGAACAAAACUUGGAAUUUGUUAUAGAAGCUCAUGAUUCAAAUGACAUGCGUUCAUGGCUGGCGACCAUAAAAUAUUGCAUGAGAUCUGCUCAAACUACUUCUAGUGCUGCUGGCUCUGGACUCAGCGAUUCUACCCGAGAUGCCAUUGCUCAUAGUUCCAAUACUGAAGGAGAAAGGGCUAGGGCCAAUUCAGCUAGUAAAAAUAUCAGAAACUCUCAGGAUCAGCACACCUCUGAUGAUCAAGGAAAUCCACCUGAACUACCACCUCGACUCAGACUUAGUAGCAAUAGCAAUUUGGAUCUACUGUGCCCUUCACAACAGGAAAUGGAAGAAUCUGGUAAUGAUGGAGACUUAGACUUGUCGAGCAGCUUAAGAGAAUAUCGGUGGUUCCAUGGGACCUUGCCAAGAUCAGAUGCAGCUCAGCUUGUUCUACAUAGUGCAGCUAAUGGCCACGGGGUUUUCCUAGUCCGACAAAGUGAGACGCGAAAAGGGGAAUUUGUUUUGACCUUUAAUUUCCAAGGAAGAGCCAAGCACCUGCGAAUGACAUUAAACGACCAAGGGCAAUGUCGAGUCCAGCAUCUCUGGUUCCCAGCAAUCCAUGAUAUGUUGGAACAUUUUCGUCAAAAUCCAAUUCCUUUGGAAUCUGGAGGUACAGCGGAUGUGACCUUAACUGAGUAUGUGGUAGCUAAUCCGACAAGCCGCCCUGCACAUUUCACCACAGCUGGGGCUGGCAGUCAACAGUCCCAGGAACGAAGGCCAGCAACAGCCCCAGAGCCCAGAGAAGUGCAGACUCAUGGCGGACCAAUUAGAGCUCGUGCAGAGUCCCUGGAACGUCUAGAACAACAGAACAUUGUUGAUCAACAGCUGCAACUGUCAGGCUCAGCAUCCUCAGGUGGCAGAGCAGUGCAAAAUACCUAUAGUUUUCUCUGACGCUGGCUCCGAAACACCAUUUUAUAUGACUAUCAUCCAGUUAGUCCAUCUGAUUGAUCAUAUCCUCUCACAUUUAUUGUAAAUAAAAUGAAACUCUGUACACACAGCGCAGUUAGUAAUUUAGAAUGCGCUAGAAGUUUGCAAUUACUUGUAAGCCAAAAAAGCGGAAUUUGUACAUUUUGUUGGAUAGCAGAGCUUUCUUCCUCAUUUUUACAGUGAUUUUUACGUGUUUAUUCGUUGAUGCGAGUGAGUUAACAUUAUAAUCAAUGUUUUUUUCAAGAAUCGACGAUUCUUUCCGGGAUUAUUAGAUAAUGGAUAAAUUCUCUGUCUUCACGUAUACGAAAUAUUGCCAUUCUGCAUACCAAAACUCAAAUUAUUCAGGUGAAGGCUUUAUCCGUAGGUAUACCUAUACAAUACCUAAGAUACUUCCUUUAAUCCAGACUCUCAAUAUACCUCAAAUUGCUUUAUCAAAUCAUAAAGAUCGCAAACCGUUCAUCGUUCGAAUAAAACGUCUGUUUUCGAUUGUCUGUGUCGACGUCUGUGCAUCAAACAAAUUCGAUUCUACGUAGUUUCCAUGAGUUUCAAAUAUCUACGUUCCAUAUAAUACAAUACGCGAGUGUUUGACACAUCAAACCAAACAUUUGAGGUUUUCUAUGAAUAUUUUUGCUUUUGUUCAUCAUUUGUCAGCAAUGAUUCACAUGUUCUUCUGUGAGAAACGAUUCCUCAAGAGCAGUACAAUUUUCUACAAAUUAUAUUUUUGAAUCGCAUUUUCUGCCAUCUCCCAAUUGGUACCCGAAACUUUCACAGAUUAUGUUGUGUCAAAUUUAACUUUGCAGACAUACUCGAAAUCCAUUUAUCUGCUUCGUUUAGCUUCGAUAUGGAAAUAACUAUUAGAUAAUACGGGUUAAUUGGGUCGCGAUAAUGCCGUUAGUUAAUUAAUCUAUUCCAAACAUAGCUUCAUUUUAAAAUAUUUGGAUAAGAAGCGUCCUCCAAGUCAAUGAAAAGAUUAUCAGUCGCAAUUUUCAUGAGCAUUAUAAAUUGAAUGAACAUUAUUUAUUAUCGGAUCUAUCUAAUCAGUAUAUCAAUUUAAAUGUGUUUUUCAUCUGUAACAAAAUCGAUCGCUACAAAUCAAUUCUAAUAAAUUAUUCUGAAGGGGUGUUUUCACCAUUUUAUGGUAUCUAUUGAUAAUUGAUAAGCUAAUAAUAAUCGAACAAUAAUCACGCCAACAAUUCAUGACAUUACUAAUUGGCUAAAUAUAUUUUAGUGAUCAUGUUAUGUCUCAUUAUCAGGAACGAGAAUCAAAUAUUCGUGUUGUAUUACACAUACCGUCGAUGGGUGAAACAUAACAGACAAGAAUGAGACAGCUUCUCCUUAAUAUCUAACGAUAGUUUCUGUAUUGUGAUUUGCUUAAUUUAUUCUAUAUAUUUUGAUCACAUACUGUUACUGUACACAUUAUCAUACACUCGAACAUGCGUAUCAGAAAAUGUCUCCAAUGCUUGAUCAAGAAUGUACAUUUACCCAAUUGUGAGCAAUCCUCUCAGAGGCAACUUAUACAUGCUGAUUAGUUAUUUAAAUCUAAGUGCUUAAUGUACUGGUCCUCAAGAUGUUGCUUGCAUCGUGACAGUCGUAUCGGAGUUCAUGUUAUUAUACCGAAUUUUUGUAUAUAUAUUUGUAGAUUUAUAAAUAGUGUGCAGUUUUGAUGUAUGUAUCUUAGCCUUUCUAAUUACAACUUAAAACUCUUUUUAAUAUGAUUGUAAAUAUAAGGGCAGACACCAUCAUUCAACAGUUCAUCAUGCGAUUCAUUAGCCUGUACAUUAUACAUCUCAUAUCUUGCGUAAUAAGAAGAAUAUAUAUGUAAUGAUGUGCACUAGCAGUUUUUGAAAAGGUGAUUAUUAUAGUUUGCAAAAAUAAGUCAUUCCAACUGUAUGCACAAGCUCAUCACAAAUAAUGGAACGGAAAUACAGAACAGCAUAUUUUGACCGAA